Mya arenaria is the source of this 3612-nucleotide messenger RNA. RefSeq names its product serine-rich adhesin for platelets-like. Bases 256 to 3612 code for a protein of 1118 amino acids. NCBI's taxonomy places the organism in Eukaryota, Metazoa, Mollusca, Bivalvia, Myida, Myidae. The transcript is spliced from 2 exons. The record is from RefSeq and is a predicted model, not a curated record.
ACAACAAGUGCAACAUUGAGUACAAAAAAUACUAGCAUUCCCGACACUACAACAGAAUUGCCGAAAACAUCGGUAACAGAUCAUCGAACGACUUCUGUGACCACCGAUGGAAGAUAUUUUUCAGACUCAACAAGUACUGUCAUAACGACAGUACACAUAACAAACACAAUCAAUGCAAACGUAACUCGGGACUCACAUGUUGGGCUUUCUACAACCGAUGCACUUACAUCAACUCGGAGAACUACGCCAUCAACGAUGCCGAUGUCAACGCCGAAUGCUAGUAAUUCAGUGACAAGCAGCACUCCACUUACAAACGGACUUUCUGGAACAUCAACUGUUCUUCAUCAUUCAUUAUUAUAUUCAACAACACACCCGAUAAUAAAUGCCCAAACACGAUUUACAUUUUCACAGACCUCGGGAGUAGACACACGUACAGGGGAUACGACUUCACCAACAACAGACAUUCCAACAAAAACACAUGGAAAUACGUCGCCUGAAAUAUCUACAUUACCUCAAAGCACUAUCUCUAGUUCAACAGCAUUAACAAAUUCGACAGAGGAAACCACAACAAUUUUACAAAACACACCUGCAGCAUUGACAAGCUCGUCAGUUGAGACCACAACAAUUUCACUAAACACACCAGCUUCAUUAACAAACUCGGCAGAGAUGACCACACCAAAUUCACCUUAUACACCAACAAUACCAAAAAACUCAACACAGGAGAUCACAACACUUUCACCAAACACUACAGCAGCAUUAACACACUCGACAGAGGAGACCACAACAAUUUCACCAAACACACCAGCAACAUUAACAUACUCGAGAGAAGUGACCACAACAAUUUCAACAAACACAACAACAGCAUUAACAAACUCGACAGAGAAGACCUCAACAAUUUCACCAAACACUAGAGCAGCAUUAACAAAGUCAACACAGGAGAUCACAACACUUUCACCAAACACUACAGCAGCAUUAACAAACUCGACAGAGGAGACCACAACAAUUUCACCAAAUACACCAGCAGCAUUAACACACUCGACAGAGGAGAUCACAACAAUUUCACCAAACACUACAGCAGCAUUAACACACUCGACAGAAGUGAUCACAACAAUUUCAACAAACACAACAACAGCAUUAACAAACUCGACAGAUAAGACAACAACAAUUUCCCCAAACACAUCAACAACAGUAACAAACUCGACAGAGGAGACAACAAGACUUUCAUUAAACACACCAGCAUCAUUAACAGACUCGACGGAGAAGACAACAACAAGUUCACCAAACACACCAGCAACAUUAACGAACUCGUCAGAGGAGAUCACAACAAUUUCUAAAAACACACAAACAAUCUUAACUAAUGCGUCAGGGAAGACCACAACAAUUUCACCAAAUACACAAACAAUCUUAACGAUUUCGUCAGAAGAGACCACAGCAAUUCCACCAAACACACUGGUAGCAUUAACACACUCGACGGUGGAGAACAGAACAAGUUCACUAAUCACACCAGUGGUAUUAACACACUCGUCAGUGGAGAACAUAACAAGUUCACCAAACACACCAACAGCAGUAACAAACUCGACAGAUAAGACAAACGCAAUUUCACCAAACACAUCAACAACAGUAACAAACUCGACAGAGGAGACAACAACACUUUCACUUAACACACCAGAAGCAUUAACAGACUCGACAGAGAAGACAACAACACUUUCACCAAACACACCAGCAGCAUUAACAAACUCGACAGGGAAGAUCACAACAAUUUCAAUAAACACACCAGCAACAUUAACAAACUCGACAGAGAAGACCACAACAAUUUUACCAAACACACCACCACCAUUAACAAACUCGACAGAUGAGACCACAUCAAUUUUACCAAACACACCAGCAGCAUUAACAAACUCCGCAGAGAAGACCACAACGAUUUCACCAAACACACCAGUAACUUUAACAAACUCGACAGAGGAGACCACAUCAAUGUCACCAAACACACCAACAGCAUUAACAAACUCCACAGAGAAUACCACAACGAUUUCACCAAACACACCAACAACAUUAUCAAACCCGACAGAGGAAAUCACGACGAUUACACCAAAUUCAACCGCAACAUUAAACAACUCGUCAGUGGAGAUUACAAAAGUGUCACCAAACACACCAGCAGCAUUAACAAACUUGUCAGUGGAGAACACAACAAGUUCACCAAACACACCAGCAGCAUUAACGAACUCGUCAGAGAAGACCACAACAAGUUUACCAAACACACCAGCAACAUUAACGAACUCGUCAGAAGAGACCACAACAAUUUCCCCAAACACACUGGUAGCAUUAACACACUCGACAGUGGAGAACACAACAAGCUCACAAUACACUCCAGUUGCUACACUGUCUUUUGCAGACACAUCAACUCCCAUGCCAUCAAUAACAGCAUCAACAAUACGUGCAACAAAUGUGCAUAUGACAGUCGAUUAUAUAACAACAACAGUUUCAACACAGGAAACAACCGUUUCAACACCGACACCAGCAGGUUCCACUCAAGGAACAACUGUUUUAACACAGGAACCAGUGGUUUCAACACGAGAAACAUAUCUCUCAACGAAGGGAACAAUUCAUUCAACACAUAACACAACAUUUUCAUCACAGGAAACAACCACUUUUAUAGAAAAUAAAUCUACUGUAGCAAGAACUUCCAUGUUAGCGUUAUCAAAGACAACAGCACCAGAAACAAGAACAACAAUGGUGCCUACGACAACAGAAGCCCCAACAACAGUAAUGUUAACGCACACAUCGGAGACAAAUACUACUGUCACAACUCCAAUAGCAACAUUGCCAAUUUCAACAUUAUCAUUGACGUCUUCUGAAUAUGCAGCUUACUCUACACAGGCGAGGAGCACAUCGACACGUGAACCAUAUUUAACCAUGAAUAGGACACUAACUUCCACUUCACCGUUAAUUACGUCAAGUUCAGUGUCUAAUACAGAUUAUACUACCACGUCAACCGCGACAAAAAACCCUGCUGCAAAAACAUCUAGCACACGUACCAUCUUAAAUGAAACAGCCCCAACAAUGAAGCCGACACAUGUAUCAACUGCAGCAAUGACAUCUGAGACUGAAAUGUCCAGCGUGGUGACACCACACAGUACGAUCAGUAUUGAAACAACCAUAACGGCUGAACCGUUCACAGACUCAAGCACAAGGACGCCAGAUGUAGCAAAUAGUUCAGGCGGUUCAAUGAUGACAACAAAAACGUCUGAAGCGCCGUCAAAAACCAUUAUAACAACGCCAAAAACACUUUCUUCAUCACAACAUAUGACGAGUGACGCAAAUAAAUCAACUGGCUCGAUAUCCAUGAACCCCACGUCCAGAUCAUCUCCGAGCCUCGUAACUACUCCACACGUUUUCAGUACUGCAUCAGCGGACCCCACAAGUUCUAAAGAUAGCACAACGCAUCCAGUCACUCUCAUGACAACCGAGAACACCGAUUUGCAGUCUACGAAAAACCUGGUUGGACAGUCCACGUCUACACCUUCAUCUUCUGGGUUGGCACAGCGACGACAAAGAAGUUUAAUACACCUUCACAGAAGACAAAGGUUACCCCUAAGGCAGGGGAACAGCUAG